GGCAGUCAGAAAUGGCAAUCAAAAAGUUCGAAAUGCGAGCGCUUUUACCGCCGCUCACUACUCGCCAAGUACUGUACCUCCUGCUAAUGCACUCUCUUGGUGCCGGUAUUCUAGACGCUGGUAUCAACUUUGUUAUCGCAUACUUCAUGUAUCGGGACCAGCCAACCUACCUGUGGAAACUGCCAAAUACGAUUGCGGGUGACGCCGCGGUGACAGUACUCAUACAAGUAACUCUUACAUGGAUCAUUGACGGUGGUCUGGUUCACAAUGACGUACGGAAGGGAGUAACCCAACCUAUCAUAACAAGUCACAACGAGGACACGUCAUCAAAAUGGACGUUGCCGCGAAGAGGUUUUCUAGGAUGGCUGUGUGCCAGCUCUCUUGACAUAUUUGCCGCGGGUCUGCCCUUUACAGAGAGGAUGCGUCGAUUAGGAAACGCAGCAGUGCGAGGCUUUGUUGUCUCCAUUUGUGUACUGCCGAUUUUUUGGGGGAUCGGCAUUGGGCUUGCAUGUGCGACGUGGACGGGCCUGGCAUCCGGCGACCAAGUUAGCGGCUGGCCGGGUCCACAGAUUUUCAAAGCGGUGUAUGCAUUUGUUCUAGGUGCUUUUACCACACCGUUAAGUUCCAUUGUGGGCAUGGCACAAGCUGGAGAUCUCGGAUCUGAAAUUGAUGAAGCCUCGUCGGACACGACUUUGGAGAAUCUUCAAUCCGCAUCUGAUCUUGUGGCUGGACAGCCAAAGUCGGAUCAGCUCCGCUCAACGUCGCCCAGCAACGCUCCUGGACCACCUGUUGGAGAGGGAACUGUAUGAAUAUCUGAUCAUAUAUUUUGUACUUAUAUAUAUUUGUAAAUAGCAGAUAUUGGGUGGUGUAUUGGGCAUAAACAGGCGGCUAUCGCUAAAGCCUUGAUAACUAGACCGCUUUGUCAAAG
Spizellomyces punctatus DAOM BR117 is the source of this 928-nucleotide messenger RNA. RefSeq lists its product as uncharacterized. The transcript has a single exon. The coding region runs from base 12 to 809 and encodes 265 amino acids. Lineage: Eukaryota; Fungi; Chytridiomycota; Chytridiomycetes; Spizellomycetales; Spizellomycetaceae. The record is from RefSeq and is a predicted model, not a curated record.